Molecule: messenger RNA, 2329 nt
Organism: Dunckerocampus dactyliophorus (ringed pipefish)
Lineage: Eukaryota; Metazoa; Chordata; Actinopteri; Syngnathiformes; Syngnathidae
Gene: dok6
Product: docking protein 6
Exons: 8
Coding region: 103-1152 (349 amino acids)
Biological process (GO): positive regulation of MAPK cascade; cell surface receptor protein tyrosine kinase signaling pathway
Cellular component (GO): cytoplasm
Source: RefSeq, a predicted model, not a curated record
CACGUUUAUCACGAUAACACACACAAAAAAAUAUUAGUAAUUAUUAGCAUUAUUAUUUAUUUCAACCGGCUUGUACGGGGAGCUCUCGGCGUCCCCUCGACCAUGGCUUCCAACUUCAACGACAUAGUGAAACAGGGAUACGUGAGGAUACGGAGUAAGAAACUGGGGAUCUUCCGAAGAUGUUGGCUGGUGUUCAAGAAGGCGUCCAGUAAAGGACCGCGACGCUUGGAGAAGUAUCCUGAUGAGAAAGCUGCCUACUUCAGGAGCUUUCACAAGAUCACUGAGCUCCAUAAUAUCAAGAACAUUAGCAGGAUGCCGAGAGAGAGCAAGAAGCACGCCGUGGCCAUUAUCUUCUGUGACGACACGUCCAAGACCUUUGCCUGCGAAUCUGAGCUGGAUGCUGAGGAAUGGUGCAAGCUGCUGAACGUGGAGUGCCUGGGCAGCCGUCUCAACGACAUCAGCCUGGGCGAGCCCGACCUGUUAGCAGCGGGGGUGCAGCGGGAGCAGAACGAGCGCUUCAACGUGUACUUGAUGCCCACGCCGAACCUGGACAUCUACGGGGAAUGCACCAUGCAGAUCACCCAUGAGAACAUCUACCUGUGGGACAUCCACAACGCCCGCCUCAAACUCGUCAUGUGGCCCCUCAGCUCGCUCCGACGAUACGGCCGAGACUCUACCUGGUUCACGUUUGAGUCCGGAAGGAUGUGUGACACGGGCGAGGGCUUGUUCACGUUCCAGACGCGGGAAGGAGAGAUGAUCUACCAGCGCGUCCACUCGGCCACUCUGGCCAUCGCCCAGCAGCACGAGAGGAUGAUGGAGGAGAUGGAGAAAAGCUCCCAGGUGCGAUCCUCCGAGACCCUCAGCAAGUCCAUCUCCCUGCCACGCAGCGCCUACUGGCAGCACAUCACGCGGCAGAACAGCGUGGGAGAUCUUUACAGCUACCAAGGAAGCAGCAUGGAGAUGACGUUCAUCCCAAGAGCGCAGACCUUCCCCAGCUUCCUGUCCCGUCAGCCCGAGCAGGAAGAGCAGGAGAAAGAGGAGGAGGAGGAGGAGGAGGAGGAGGAGGAGGAAGAAGGAAGAAGGCGCCAUCAAGAGGCGCCGUCGCCCUCUAGUGGCCGAGCGGCCACUUGCAGCCUGAGGCCACUUCAAUGACAUUUGGGACUUUGGACACUUUUGAGCACUACUGUAGAGAGAAUGUAGACCUGUGUAUAGUCACGUGUAUUAUAUGACGUCAUUUAUCAAGUUUAUUCGUCAUCGUGUCCACGUUUUCUUUUUUAAUAUGCGUGUGACAGCAGAAGUAGUGUCUUAAAACAAGUGUUUGAAGAAAUGUCGUUUUUACGUGUUCUUAUGUUCAAGCCAGCCUUUAGAACACAUUUUGUUUACAUGAAAAAGCUGUCAUUGGCUCAUUAUAGUCAUUUUAAAUUCUGACUUGACACUGGCUGAGGUAUUCAUUUGAAAAAUAAGCUUAUGAUUGUGGUUGUAGUGGAGCAAAACCGUGCGCUGUUCCUAAUGUUGUGAAUGUGUUUGGCAACAAGAGCAAACGUUCAUUAGAAAUAUUAAUGAGCAUUAAUGGUCAGGCUUUACCAGAAAUACAGGAAAUGCAUCGAAAAACGAAUGAUUAUUAAUGACAUUAUGAAAAUAUUAUUUGCAAAAACACACCAAUAACAAAUACAUGUUAUUGGUUGGUUUUUGUGAACGUUUUUGUAAAAUAGUUUUAUUUUUGGCAAAUAAUGAGCUAUUUAAUAAUGAUUUUGGUGCUGACAUUUCUGCACAAAAAAAAACAACACAAAAAUCUUCAAAAAGCAGCCUAAAAAAAUAAUUAUUAAAAGAAUUAACAGUACAACAUAAUUGCUCAAAAAUAAUCAUGCAAAUAAAAAUAAAAGAAAUGAAGUGUUGGUCCCAGUUUACAUUGAUGAUGGGGUUUUUUUUGUUGUUUUUUUUUCCAAACUCAUUCCAGUAAAAAGUGCCUUCCGAUCCACUGCGACCUUUUCUUUUUAAUGUAUUCUUGUGUACUGUCCCGCCUGGAACACGCCUGCUGACAUCCACAUUUGACUCCAAAAAGCCAAUAUCUGAAUGUUAUUUUGUUUGUGUCGGACUUGAUGGAAAUGUGCAAGCACUUCAUUGUCUCCCAACGUGUACGACUUUAUUUCUUGUUUGAAUCAGCAUUUCUGUUGUGUGAUAGCACUUUUAUGAUGUUGCAGUGUAGAGGCUUCACUCGAUGUAAAUAUGUGUUGUUUUUUUCUGAUGAUGGAGGUAAUAAACUUGAAUGUUCCACCACGACAUCGUCUCACUCACUUUUAUUUCGUUCAGGCAACACAUGACCUCCCAG